AUGGUCAAGGUGAUUAAAGGAGUUCUCUUGCAGUGUGACCCCACAGUAAAGCAAGUAAUUCUAAAUCUCGAUGAGCGAGAUCACUUUAUCAUCGAAGAUCUCGAUGAGACACAUGUAUUUGUCGAAGCAUCAUGUGUCGAAAAAGUUAAAAAGUCUCUAGAGGACUUGCUUGAGGAAAACACUUAUAAAUUCGAAUCACAACCUCCUAACAAUAAGGACUAA
Paraglomus occultum is the source of this 222-nucleotide messenger RNA. The record is from the annotation of a GenBank genome assembly. Lineage: Eukaryota; Fungi; Glomeromycota; Glomeromycetes; Paraglomerales; Paraglomeraceae.